AUGUCUGACGGCGGCGAUAUCGAGGUCGAGAACGUGGGCACCUACGACGUCCUCCCCAAGGACGUCGUCAAGGAGGUCGGCAACGUCAAGCUUUUCAACAAGUGGGAUUACGAUGUUGAGGUCCGGGACAUCUCUCUGACUGACUACAUCUCCCUCCGCAACCCCGUCUAUGUCACCCACUCCGCUGGCCGCUAUGCCGUCAAGCGCUUCCGCAAGGCCAACUGCCCCAUCAUUGAGCGUCUCACCAACUCGCUCAUGAUGCACGGCCGCAACAACGGAAAGAAGCUCAUGGCUGUCCGCAUCGUUGCCCACGCCUUCGAGAUCAUCCACCUGAUGACCGACCAGAACCCCAUCCAGAUCGCCGUCGAUGCCAUCGUCAACUGCGGUCCCCGCGAAGACUCCACCCGUAUCGGUUCCGCCGGUACCGUUCGUCGCCAGGCCGUCGAUGUCUCCCCUCUGCGCCGCGUCAACCAGGCCAUCUCCCUCCUCACCACCGGUGCCCGCGAGGCCUCUUUCCGCAACGUCAAGUCCAUUGCCGAGUGCUUGGCCGAGGAGCUGAUCAACGCCGCCAAGGGCAGCAGCAACUCGUACGCCAUCAAGAAGAAGGACGAGCUCGAGCGUGUCGCCAAGUCCAACCGGUAA
Molecule: messenger RNA, 642 nt
Organism: Colletotrichum spaethianum
Lineage: Eukaryota; Fungi; Ascomycota; Sordariomycetes; Glomerellales; Glomerellaceae
Product: 40S ribosomal protein S5
Exons: 3
Coding region: 1-642 (213 amino acids)
Biological process (GO): ribosomal small subunit assembly; translation
Cellular component (GO): ribosome; cytosolic small ribosomal subunit
Molecular function (GO): rRNA binding; mRNA binding; structural constituent of ribosome
Source: RefSeq, a predicted model, not a curated record